This is a messenger RNA of Fukomys damarensis (Damara mole-rat), 1414 nucleotides long. RefSeq names its product signal peptidase complex subunit 3 (gene Spcs3). NCBI's taxonomy places the organism in Eukaryota, Metazoa, Chordata, Mammalia, Rodentia, Bathyergidae. The coding region runs from base 243 to 557 and encodes 104 amino acids. Gene Ontology annotation, cellular component: signal peptidase complex; membrane. The transcript has 6 exons. The record is from RefSeq and is a predicted model, not a curated record.
UUCCCACCUUCGCAGCGCAAAAAAAUGUAGAAGACUUCACUGGACCUAGAGAAAGAAGUGAUCUGGGAUUCAUUACAUUUGAUAUAAGUGUGGAUCUAGAGAAUAUAUUUGAUUGGAAUGUUAAACAGUUGUUUCUUUAUUUAUCAGCAGAAUAUUCAACAAAAAAUAAUGCCCUGAACCAAGUUGUCCUUUGGGACAAGAUUGUUCUGAGAGGUGAUAAUCCAAGGCUGCUGUUGAAAGACAUGAAAACAAAGUAUUUCUUCUUUGAUGAUGGAAAUGGUCUCAAGGGAAACAGAAAUGUCACUCUGACCCUAUCUUGGAACGUUGUACCAAAUGCUGGCAUUCUACCUCUUGUGACAGGAUCAGGACAUCAUGGGAACUCUAAGCCAAGACCUUCUCUUCAGCCCUUAGAUGUUUCUUUUAUCAUUUUGUCGUCAUUCUGCUUCACCACUGUCAGGCUGGCGCCCUGUUCUGACCGCAGGGCCUCGUUCUCCCGCUUGAAGUCGGAGACCUGUGCCUGGAGCAAGUUCACUUCCUGUCUCAGCUUCGUGACCUGAUUUUCUGCCUUCGCAGCCCGUUUGGUCAUGAGCUCCAGGUUCUGCGUCACCUGCUGCACUACCGAUUCCAGAUCGUGGUGGUCACUCUCCUUGAUCAUCUUCGCUUCUAACUUCCGCUCAAUUGUCCUCACCAUUUCUGUCUGAGUUUCAGAGAAGCCCUGAAUCUCAUUCAGCUUUCCUCGUAGCUUUUACCUCUCUCUACGUGAAGUAUUAAAGCAAGAAUUCUGAUUUCAGUGGAUGAUUGAGUCAUGAAUUAGCACCGCAGAAAGUUCACCUUCAACAGCCCUCAUUGUACUCAAGAAGACCUCAUGCUGCUGGGUUUUCACGUGUGUAAAUACAUCCCACUUGUUUAUCUGUGAGUCCAGUUGUAAAUGGGCACGUGGGAAUUGAAUAGUAGAGGAGCUCAUUGUAGAAGUGUAUUUAAAAUAAGUGCACAUUCUAAAGGAGAUCUCUUCUGUCCCACUGCUCCCCCCACCCCGUUGUUAGGGACUUGGAGAGUAUAACCUCCUGGGGUAAGUGAAUUAGUGCACAGUGGGAAGAAAUCUGUUGACUGACUGGGGAGGAGAGUUAUGAGGUAAGGUGUGCUGAGGGAUCUGGAGUAGACAUCUUUUAAGAGAAUAUGAGAUGUCUUUGCCAAGUUGUGUGAGCACCUCCCAACUUCGUCAAGUCUGGGACUUGUUCCUGAGGGAGACUAGAAGAGAUACAGGCAGAAAGCAGACAGGAAAAUUGUAAUUGCAAUACUAUGCUUUUAAGAAAAAUUGCAGCUUUAGGACAGUUACCCAAGGUUACAUUGUCCUUUUCCAGGACACACCCCGCCAAAAAAAAAAAAAAAAAAAAAAAAAAAACGGUUUUAAAGA